ACUUUCUUUUUUUUUAUAUAUUUUUGGUUUUUCGAUUUUUAGAUCUCUCCUAAUUUUCCUGUGCUUUUGAAGGGGAAAAGAAAAGAAAAGGAAAAAGAAAAAGGUUAGACAAGGACGAAAAUAAUAUACUACGUAGUACACUAGUACAUUUGUCACAGAGCUUAGAAAAGUAGCCGUUAUAACUUUUUUAAUUGCCGACAGCAAACCAAACUGAAGAAUUAAAUAGGCAAAGCACUGUUCACAUUCAGCCCAUCAAUUGUUUCGCUGUCUCAGGCGCUUUUUAGUUUAUAUUUUCAUGUCAUUUUCUUUUUUACAUCUCUCACCAUCUUCGGCGCAUUCUAGCGAAGAAUCUCACUCCAUUUGGCAAGAAAUUUCUGGACGUUGUCGUUUUGGUAAAACUAUAACCGUGAACUUUGUCGGUUUCGUGUCCGAUCUGUUCUUCUUCUCCUCUCAAGUUAGGACAAGCAGUUCAAUUUGAACUCGAAACGUAACGAUUUGACUUAGUUUUGAAAGAGUUUUGGGUUUAUCAAGCACUGGACAGAAGUCAAGUUCAGAGAUUGAAGUGGAAAUUACUCAUCUUUUUUGAAGUGGAUAAAUGGCUUCACUUAAUGAUAUAGGGGUUGCAGCAGCUAUCAAUAUCCUUAGUGCAUUUGCUUUCUUUGUGGCAUUUGCUAUAAUUCGGCUUCAGCCUUUCAACGAUAGGGUCUACUUUCCAAAAUGGUAUCUAAAGGGUUUAAGAAGCAGUCCAUUGCACUCGGGUGCAUUUGUACACAGAUUCGUCAAUUUGGACUACCGUUCAUACAUGAAAUUUCUGAAUUGGAUGCCUGCUGCAUUGCAAAUGCCAGAACCCGAGCUUAUUGACCAUGCAGGAUUGGACUCUGCUGUUUACCUGAGGAUUUACUUGACAGGACUUAAAAUUUUCAUUCCUAUCACAUUCCUUGCUUUCACAGUCAUGGUGCCAGUUAAUUUUACCAAUGGUACUUUAGAGCAUUCUAAUUUAACUUACAGUGACAUAGACAAGCUUUCUAUCUCAAACAUUCCUGCCGGAUCACGUAGAUUCUGGACCCAUUUGGUAAUGGCUUAUGUCUUUACCUUCUGGACGUGCUAUGUAUUGAAAAAGGAGUAUGAGAUAAUAGCAUCAAUGAGGUUGCAUUUUCUUGCAUCAGAGCAUCGGCGCCCAGACCAAUUUACCGUACUUGUUAAAAAUGUGCCGCCAGACCCUGAUGAAUCAGUCAGUCAGCUUGUGGAGCAUUUUUUCAUGGUCAACCAUCCAGAUCACUAUCUCACUUAUCAGGUUGUGUGCAAUGCAAAUAAACUUUCUAAAUUAGUCAAGGAGAAGAAAAGAAUGCAGAACUGGCUUGACUACUAUCAGCUGAAAUAUUCUAGAAAUCAAUCAAAAAGACCCUCUGUGAAGACUGGUUUUCUUGGCCUAUGGGGGAAGAGAGUGGAUGCCAUUGAUUUUUAUACAUCAGAGAUUGAGAAGCUAUCAGAAGAAAUAUCUGCAGAGAGAGAGACUAUUACCACCAAUCCUAAAUAUAUAAUGCCAGCUUCAUUUGUCUCCUUCAAAACUCGAUGGGGAGCUGCUGUUUGUGCACAAACUCAACAAUCCAGAAACCCAACUAUAUGGUUAACCGAGUGGGCUCCAGAGCCACGUGAUAUUUAUUGGGAUAACCUGGCAAUCCCAUAUGUUUCGCUCUCAAUUAGGAGGCUUAUAAUUGCUGUUGCAUUCUUCUUCCUCACCUUCUUUUUCAUGAUUCCAAUAGCAUUUGUGCAGACACUUGCUAACAUUGAUGGAAUAGAGAAAGCAGCUCCCUUCCUGAAGUCCAUAAUUGAAGUGAAAUUUAUCAAGUCAUUCAUCCAAGGUUUUCUUCCAGGAAUUGCAUUGAAGAUUUUUCUCAUUAUUCUACCCUCAAUAUUGAUGCUAAUGUCUAAAUUUGAAGGAUUUAACUCCAUAUCAGCUCUAGAGAGGAGAUCUGCAACAAGAUACUAUAUUUUCCAAUUUAUUAAUGUUUUUCUUGGGAGCAUUAUUACAGGAACUGCAUUUCAACAACUAAAUAAUUUUAUUCACCAGUCUGCAAAUGAUAUCCCAAUAACAAUUGGUGGUUCGAUUCCAAUGAAGGCAACCUUCUUUAUAACUUAUAUAAUGGUGGAUGGAUGGGCUGGAGUUGCUGGGGAGAUUCUGCGGUUAAAACCAUUGAUAUUCUUUCACUUAAAAAAUUUCUUUUUGGUGAAGACUGAAAAGGAUAGGGAAGAGGCAAUGGAUCCAGGAAGUCUUGGUUUUAACACAGGGGAACCCCAAAUACAACUUUAUUUCUUGCUUGGCCUUGUUUACGCUGUGGUGACCCCAAUUCUACUUCCUUUCAUCAUUAUAUUCUUUGGGCUGGCAUAUGUUGUAUACCGACAUCAGAUUAUAAACGUCUACAAUCAGGAGUAUGAGAGUGCUGCGGCAUUCUGGCCUGAUGUCCAUGGACGAAUCAUAGCUGCAUUGGUUGUCUCGCAGCUGCUUUUAAUGGGACUAUUAAGUACGAAAGCUGCCGCUCAGUCAACUCCUUUGCUCAUCACACUCCCAGUAUUGACCAUAUCGUUCCAUAUAUUCUGCAAAGGUCGUUAUGAGCCAGCUUUUGUCAGAUACCCAUUACAGGAAGCAAUGAUGAAGGAUACCUUGGAGCGUACAAGGGAGCCAUACCUGAACUUGAAAGAGUACCUUCAAAAUGCUUACAUCCAUCCGGUAUUCAGGGGUGGAGAUGAUAGUGAGAGCGAUGCAGAUAGCGAAGAAUCUAAUUUGGAGCCUGUGCUUGUCCCCACAAAACGCCAAUCCCGAAGGAAUACACCAUUGCCCACCGAAGACAGUGACUCUACUCCAUCCUUACUGCCCAAAAUUCGCGAAGAUUCACAAUCUCCAGUGUACUUUUAGACCUCCAUGCACGAGGAAAUGUUGGUAGAAGAUUCGCAGUCCUCAUGCUACAUUUAGACUUCCAUGCAUGAGGACUUACUCGUAGAAGGCGAGGCACUGUAAAUAAAAUGGAGUUAGAAGAAAGUUUGUUGUGUAGAGGGGCAAAAGAUCAAUCUAUGCAGUUUUUGGGUUUUGGCAACUUGGCCAAUUGGUACUGAUAGAAGCUACAAACUAGAUAGGGCAACAUUGAAUAUAACUAACCUUUAUGGCAUAAUAUGUAUGAAAGUUUUUGCUUAUGCAUAACUGUCUUAUUUCUUCAAUGUCAAUUUGUUUAGACCUUCGUACCAUUACGCUUGGGGAGAUGUCAGCUGACGAUAGUUUGCUAUAGUUUAGAACAAUCAAAAUGGAUGUUUUAUUUUGAGAGAGAGAAUAUCAUGCAAACUAGCAAGUUUGUGUCAGAGCAAUGUUGAAUGUCAUUGACUUUAUUUUUUUAAAUUUUUAUUUUUUGAAAAAAUAAAAAUCUUAUGCUUAAAAAAAUAAACAAUAAUAAUAAAUAGUUCUUAUACA
Molecule: messenger RNA, 3460 nt
Organism: Cornus florida
Lineage: Eukaryota; Viridiplantae; Streptophyta; Magnoliopsida; Cornales; Cornaceae
Product: CSC1-like protein At3g21620
Exons: 12
Coding region: 596-2914 (772 amino acids)
Cellular component (GO): plasma membrane
Molecular function (GO): calcium-activated cation channel activity
Source: RefSeq, a predicted model, not a curated record